CACAACGAGACACACACCCCCCUGACACAAAAUUGACCGGCUCGCCCAAGCGGAGGAAAAAAUGUCACGAAUGUCCCCCGCGCUCAAAGCGCUCAUCAACUCACCCGCCGCGCGACCCAACACCCUACCAGCGCCCCGCAACAUCCAGUCGGUGUACGCGAAGAUCCAACAAGAAGCCCAAGCCAAGGGCAUCUCGCAACCCUCAUGGCUGGCCCUAUCGACAGCAACAACAAUGACGAUGAACUCCCCGGACUCCCUAACCCUCCUCUACGAACUCGCCACCACCGCCCCCACAGAAACCUCAACCUCGCCCACAACCGAACCCCCUUCCCCCCUCGCAACCGCGGAACUCAUGCGCGAAGUCGGCCUAAAAUGCAUCAGCUUCAACGGCAUCCCGCGCACGAUCAACUGCCUCAACGCCUUCCGCGCCAGCCUGCCGGAAUCCAUCACCGCCCAACUGUCCACGGCCCCGACCCGCGAACCCACCCCGGCCAACAUCCCGGCCAUUCGCGCCCGCGGCCGCGCCCUCUGGGACAGCAUCUACCGGCCCUUCGAGCAGAAGCUCUACGAGAAGCUGGCCCGCGCGCACCCGGACCUGCCCGUGCACAUCCUGAACAUGAACUACGGGGCGUUGCUGGCGGAUCCUCCGGGCAACGGAAGGGUCGGGCGGGUGCUCACCUCGCUGGUGGCCGUGGCGUGUCUGCGGGCGCAGACGGGCGUCGGGCCGCAGGUGACCUCGCAUGUGUUCGGGUUGCGGAAGGCGGUGGAGGAUGGGAGCUGGGCGGGCGAUGUUGAGACGCAGGCGGGGGCGGAGUGGUUGGCGAGUGAGGCGGGGAAUGUGUGGGUUCUGGAGAGUGUGGAUGCGAUUGUGGCCGCGAUUGGGGGUGGAGAGGGGAGUUUUGCUCCUGCCGGGGGGAGGAGUGGGAAGUUGUGAUUUUUCCUUUGGAGGUUGUAUUGUACAUUGGUUGUGGGUGGGUUGUUGGGGGUUAAGGUUAUAUAUACUCUUCAUGGCUGUGUGGGUAUGGAGUUCCAACUAGAUGGGAUAUAUAUCUGAC
Messenger RNA from Aspergillus brunneoviolaceus CBS 621.78, 1055 nucleotides. RefSeq lists its product as uncharacterized. The record is from RefSeq and is a predicted model, not a curated record. The coding region runs from base 62 to 934 and encodes 290 amino acids. Lineage: Eukaryota; Fungi; Ascomycota; Eurotiomycetes; Eurotiales; Aspergillaceae. The transcript is spliced from 2 exons.